AUGUCCGAGGCCCAGCGGAAGCGUGCUCGAGAGGAGGAGGAGGAUACCGGCCAUGGCUCCAUGAGCUUUGGCGAACACCGAAACAAACGAAUCCAGUGUCUCCCUCUCCGAACCUCCCCGCGAGCCUCUCAGCAAUGGCUGCCUUCAUCGUCCAUGACCCCCCAGAACUCCGACUCGGAUGACCUACCUCCCCAAUCCCACUUCUCGCCAUGGUCUUCGUCGAUGGGAAUGUCCUCCCAACCCGGAAAUGAUGCCGAGAUGGACAUGAUGGACACAGCCUCUUCCCAGGGGCGGCACCAUCAUACCAACUCCACCGGUUCACAGUCCGAUAACGCCAACGGUCGACUGCCCACCCCGAUCCAACCCAGCUUCGCUGCUCAGGUUAGAGGCCAGCAAUGCGAAUGGGCUGGCCCGGGACCGGCUGUGACGAGCCUCAACGGCCUUGUCAAUCUCGGCCAUCAACAGACUGGCUUUUCCGACGACCAAUGUGUUCCCCGCACCGUGGCUGCCUCUAGCGCCUGGCAGGCUGUUCAAAACAACCGACGCCUGCCUUCUCCUAUUUCCGAGGGUGACGACUCCAUGUCGAGUCAAGCUAUCGCCUCCCCCGGAAUGGGCGGUGACAUGGGCAUCCCCGCUCACCAAACGAAUGGUCUCGAGUAUGUUGCGCCCCAGCCAUCGCCCCCGCAUGCGAUGGAGCAUCCCAACGCUAUGAUGGAUAUUGAAUCUCAGUCUCCGCCACGAACUGCCGACGGCGAGGAGGAUCCGACAACACCUUCUCCCAACCGGAGAGGCCAUACUCGCAGUCGGCACACCGUCAACAACUGGACUUGGCAGCCAGGGAUGAAAAAGAGCUUUAGCAUUGGAUAUCGGGUCGACUGUGAGAAAUGUCGACUUAAGGUGCCAGGGCACUUCAACCACAUCAUCAUCUCCCAGGGGAGCGAGACGACGAUCCUGGACCCCAAAGACCAUGCAACGCUGUAG
Molecule: messenger RNA, 981 nt
Organism: Ilyonectria robusta
Lineage: Eukaryota; Fungi; Ascomycota; Sordariomycetes; Hypocreales; Nectriaceae
Exons: 2
Coding region: 1-981 (326 amino acids)
Source: RefSeq, a predicted model, not a curated record